ACCCUCAUACCUCACUUUGUAGUCUCUUAGUCGACUCUCCUCCCCUGUCGCCUAAAACCCUAACCUUAAUCCAGAUUAUAUUUUUCGGGUUGGACCAAACCCAUUUCGGAUUUCGGUUUGGAGGGUUUAUGAGCAUCAAAUAGUUUGAACUUUGUAUUAGUUAUUCGAAGUAAUUUUCGCUAACUUCUUCGUUUGCAAGGUGAGGAAGACAACCAGCUUAAGGAGGAUCAUACUGGGCCCAUAAGGUCGGUCAGUGAAGAUUAAUCAAACAUUCAAUUUCUUCGAUCCUUGUUUCGAGCUGCUGAGUUAACUGUUUUUCGAUCCAUAUGCACUUAGUGGGUCGGUGCCGAUUCAAUAUUUAUUGCAAGAAUGGGUAAAUCUGUUAAGCGAUCGAGAAAAGUACAAACCCGUGAUAUUAGUUCAUACAGUGAUGAUGAUAUCACACAUCAAUGUCAUAAUGUGGAUAAUGGGAAAUAUGGUAUUGGAGAUGAUUACACCAAUGGAAAUGAUAGCGAUGAUAAUGAUGAAGAAGAAGAGGAUGGCGAGCACGACUUGGAUAUGGAUGCCAUAAAUCAGGACAAUGAGGAAGACAUGUCUAGUGCGGAUGACAGUGAUAGUACCGCGGAGGAUGAUGACAAUGAAAAUGAGAGUGAUGAGCAGGAUGGUGAGGGUAUGGACAUAAAAACAGAAGACAUCAAUCAUGCCGAUAUGGAAGAUCUUGAGAAGGAGUACAAAGAACUUCGCCAUGAGGAACAAGAUCUUUUUCGCAACUUACGACAUGACCAAGACGAAGAUCUUCAGAAAGGCCAAGCAGUUAAAAAUCAAAGGGCUCUCUGGGACAAAACUCUCGAGUUCAGAUUUUUGCUGCAGAAGUCAUUCUCAAGUUCGAAUCGACUUCCACAGGAGCCAAUUAGAUCUGAUUUCUGCAAUUCUGAUGAGGGAGUUAAUGAAGCAUAUUCAGGCCUAAUUGAUUCAGCUAAGAAAACCCUAGAUUCUAUCCUUAAAUUGCAGGAGGCAAUUACAGAGAAGAAUCCAUCAAUUGUAGAAGCAGUUGAAGAUGGUGCUGCAAAAAGUUUUACAAGCUUGGAGGCUUCCAACCACUCGAUAGAGGGAGAUGAAGAAUGGUUCCAGAUUUCUCAAAUGCAAUCAAGAAUUGCUCCUUUUAGAGAUAUGUCAGUUGAUAAAUGGCAGAGGAAGACACAGGUGACAAGUGGUGCUGCCGGCAUGAAAAACAAGUUUCAAGCUUUCAAUCAGAAUAUCAGUGAACAAGUUGCAUCUUACAUGCGGGAUCCAAGUAGAAUGGUCAAAGGGAUGCAACAGAGGAGAUCUGUUGUUCCAGUUUUUGGAAAUGUUUCUGACUCAAAUCUUAAUAACGAUGAGGCAAUAAAUGCUGAUGGUGAUCCUGAAUUACUUGACGAUUCCGAAUUCUAUCAGCAAUUAUUAAGAGAGUUUUUUGAGACUGUUGAUGCCGGAUCAUCUGAAACUGCAUUUUAUGCUCUAAAGAGACUACAAACCAAAAAGCGCAAAAUCGUUGAUCGGCGUGCUUCUAAAAGUCGUAAGAUCAGGUAUCAUAUUCACGAGAAGAUUGUGAAUUUCAUGGCUCCCGAGCCCAUGAACAUACCUCCUAUGGCCACUAAGCUGUUUGAGAACUUAUUUGGCCUCAAAACGCAAAAACUUGCUUCAGUAUCUUAAUCCUAAUGUAUGUGUAAGGCACUAUUAUUGAUACGAUUUUGUAGUGGUCUCUUUUCCCUUGAACUUGUAGGGCUAUGUUUUUUUUACACUUGAUGCCAGUGAUUACAUAGUAUCCCAAUUUGGAAUUUUUUCCUAUGUAAUGUGUUUUAUAUCUGUUCAAAAUUUAGUGAUUUCCUCCAA
Messenger RNA from Erigeron canadensis, 1872 nucleotides. RefSeq lists its product as uncharacterized. The transcript has 16 exons. The coding region runs from base 370 to 1692 and encodes 440 amino acids. NCBI's taxonomy places the organism in Eukaryota, Viridiplantae, Streptophyta, Magnoliopsida, Asterales, Asteraceae. The record is from RefSeq and is a predicted model, not a curated record. Gene Ontology annotation, cellular component: nucleolus; nucleus.